Molecule: messenger RNA, 2087 nt
Organism: Babesia bovis T2Bo
Lineage: Eukaryota; Apicomplexa; Aconoidasida; Piroplasmida; Babesiidae
Product: helicase
Exons: 4
Coding region: 63-2069 (668 amino acids)
Cellular component (GO): intracellular anatomical structure
Molecular function (GO): ATP binding; RNA binding; ATP hydrolysis activity
Source: RefSeq, a predicted model, not a curated record
UCACCUCUGGGUGUAAUCUAGUAUAGAAUGAACCAGUGUAAUCUGAUGACGUUGCCAGAUCAAUGGAUGCAGCGAUAGAUUUUCCAAUAUGGUUCCAUAAGGACGAAAUACUAUCAAAGCUAAAGACAUCGCAGGUACUUGUACUAACAGGUGAAACUGGAAGUGGUAAAUCAACCCUUCUUCCAAAAAUAUUGUAUGAAAAUGGAUAUGGAGACAGUACCAUUGUAGUUACGCAGCCUAGGCGUGUGGCUGCCAUAUCGUUAGCACGCCAUGUUGCAUCAUUAUUCAAUACUGACCUUGGCAGGUUGGUAGGCUACGCCGUGCGCUUUUCCAACUGUUAUUCGGAAGAAACAAGGAUUAAGUAUGUAACGGAUGGUGUUUUGUUUCAAGAAGUAUUAGACGAUCAGAUAUUCUCAAGGUAUUCCGUUGUUGUUAUUGAUGAAGCACAUGAACGAUCUAUCCGUACUGAUGUUCUUCUGGGUAUACUUCGCACGUCAAUAAAAAGGCGUUUGGACCUUAAAGUAGUUAUUAUGUCUGCUACAUUAAAGUCGAUUACAUUUUCAUCUUUUUUUGAAGGAGCAGCUGUGGUUCGAGUUCCGGGUAGGACCUAUCCCUUAGACAUCUAUUAUACUCCCCAACCACAAGAGGACUAUUUAGAGGCUGCAAUGCUAACUGUAUUGCAAAUCAAUUUUACAUAUAAAAAAGGGGAUAUUCUUGUAUUCCUACCAGGUCAAGAUGAUAUUGAGACCCUGGAGAACAUGAUAUCGGAGAAGGUAGAGGCAGUUAAAGAAUUUAUAAAGUCUACUGGGGAUCAAAUAAAUGGGAAGCUAUCGAAAAUUAAAAAGUAUACAGAGGUUCUAUUAGGUGAUACACCCUACGAUUUAAAACACUGGAUGGAAUUGCAAAUAGUUCCACUUUACGCUGCGUUACCUCUUGAACAGCAGUCUAAAGUCUUUCAGGUACCGGGAGAUGGUUGUCGUAAAGUAGUGCUUGCUACCAAUAUCGCUGAAACUAGCGUUACCAUCCCUGGAAUACGAUUUGUAGUGGACAGCGGUCUAGUGAAGCAGAAGCUUUUCAGCGUCAAAAAAUGCUUCGAGUCACUGGUUUUGCAGAAAAUAUCUAAAGAUUCUGCACAUCAAAGAGCAGGGCGUGCAGGUCGUAUGGGACCUGGAAAGGUGUUCCGCCUUUAUACUUCGGAGGCCUUCAACAGUAUGAGACUGUGUAGAAUACCUGAAAUACAGUGCACCAAUGUUGCCCAUAUAUACCUAGAGUUGAAGAUGAUUGGUGUCCACAACCCAUUGGAAUUCCCUUUGAUCGAUGCCCCGAGCAAAAAUGCUCUGCUGUCAGCAGCUAUGGAGCUGUAUCGACUGGAUGCCCUAGAUACAAAAACAAAUCUAACUGAUAUAGGGAUGAAAAUGGGUCGAAUACCGCUGUUGCCAAGACAUGCUAGGCUGCUACUAUUGUCUUUAGAGUUCAAGUGCACAUCGGAGAUACUCACAAUAGUGGCCAUGCUGUCAACAGAUAUGACACUAUUCACAUCGGAGAGGCACGAAAAGGAAUCAGCAAAGAUGAGGAAAAACAUAAUAAAUAAGAGCGGAGACCAUUUAAGUUUACUCAACAUGUACAACAUAUGGAAUGAUUCUCCAAAUAAAAAAGAGUGCUGUAGGCAAUUUGGAUUCAACCCAGGAGCUUUCAAACGAGCUGCGGAAAUCCGUAAUCAACUGGUAGAAGUACUUACCAAACGCAUAGGUGUAAUGAACGUACCCAGUUGCAAGGACUCUUCGGAAUGGGAUACUGUCUUAAAAUGCCUCUGUAGAGCUAAUUGGAUGAAUCUAGCCUCGCUAGAUACAGAUGGAAAGUCAUAUAAAUUGGAAGUGCAAAAUACAAAGGUCAUGAUACACCCACACUCUGUCCUGUUUACCAGAAGACCGUGUCCUCCGUUAGUCAUAUUCGACGAGUGCUCCAGCACAAAGAAGGUCUACAUACAAAACGUUUCAGAAAUAUCACACGAAUGGGUUGCACAGCUACUACCAAAUCUUGCACUAAAGAAACCUAUCAUAGAGCAAUAAGGGGUCAUUAAUGAUGAA